AUGUCGUCUCUGGGCACUUCCAAAGGGGUUCUAGAAAUUGCCAAGUUCGGUGUGUAUGUGACCGUACCAAUCAUUCUUAUGUACACUUUCGCCAACAAUCCCGGCAACAUCAGCAAGUUCAUGGGAAAUAAAUCAUACAUUGAAUAUCCACCAGAGGCAGAAAGGCCACCAUCACCAGAGGAACUUAGGGAAAUGGCACGGGAGAUGGCACAUCAAGGAUCUGGAAACACCCCAAUUGUAGAAAAUGCAGCCACAACCCUUUGUAGACAAGAUGGGAUAUUCUCCUUUGAAGAUUCAAUGGCUGAUUCUCUGCAUCUCUGGAUCAGUCAUCCUGUGAAGAUGCCUGGCGGUGUGAAACGCACUUCAAAUAGUCAUCUUGAACAAACGAAGUUUCCUAUAAUUUUCCCUGCAAACAUUGACUUGCUUGAAAUCACAGGCUAG
Messenger RNA from Sphenostylis stenocarpa, 441 nucleotides. NCBI's taxonomy places the organism in Eukaryota, Viridiplantae, Streptophyta, Magnoliopsida, Fabales, Fabaceae. The record is from the annotation of a GenBank genome assembly.